Lepus europaeus (European hare) is the source of this 2379-nucleotide messenger RNA. RefSeq names its product tRNA methyltransferase 44 homolog (gene TRMT44). Gene Ontology annotation, biological process: tRNA methylation. The record is from RefSeq and is a predicted model, not a curated record. The transcript has 11 exons. The coding region runs from base 1 to 2037 and encodes 678 amino acids. NCBI's taxonomy places the organism in Eukaryota, Metazoa, Chordata, Mammalia, Lagomorpha, Leporidae. Gene Ontology annotation, molecular function: tRNA (uridine) methyltransferase activity; metal ion binding.
AUGGCGCGGGAGGUGGGCCGUGUCGCGGUGCCGGACCCCGGCGCGCGGCUCCCGGGGGGCUUCUGGGAGGCCGUGGCCGUGUGGCUGGAGAGGCCGCAGGUGGCCAACAAGCGGCUGUGCGGCGCCCGCGUGGAGGCCCGCCGGAGCGCCGUCCUGCCCCGGGCCGAGGCCUGUGGCCCGCGGCCGAGCGCAGGCCCCGAGCCGGAGGAGCCGGCCGCGGCGGGCCGCGACCCCGAGGGGCCCGGGGGCCGGCGUGCGCGACGGCCGCCAGCCGGAGACCCCGGGCGGCCCCGCGAGCCCGCGGGCCUGCGUGCGCUCUGGGACGAUUUUUCCGCGGGCCUGGCCGGCUGCCGUGCGGACUUGCUGGCCUUUCUCAGCCGCUCGGCUGCGGGGUCGCGGCCAGAGGCGCCGCUGGACGUCGAGCUGGUGCUCAGGACGCUGGUCCCCAAAGCAGGCCCGCGUCGCCCGCCUCCCGCUCCGCGGCGAGAGCUGGUCGUGCGAGAUGUCCCGCACGGAGCCGUGACUUUCCUGCCCUUGGAGGAGGAAGACGAGGGGAGCCCGGAGGUGCGGACGAGCAACGUGUAUCGGGUUGAGCUCAGUCAGAGCGAAGAGGCCUGGUUCAUAUCUGUUUUGAUUUUCUGUCCAGAAAGAUGGCAUGCGGACGGAGUGGUCUACCCCAGCCCCAGCUGGCUGGGAGAGGAGCUGCCCGCCAGGCUGGCCAGGUGGUCUGUGCAGAGCAGGAAGAGUGACUUCAGGGCCACCCUGUCGCUCGUCCCCGUGGAGAAGUACAGCAGCACCUACCAGGCCCUGAAGGAGAAGUACAGAGGCAUGGUCAAGGUGUGGCCGGAGGUCACGGAUCCCGAGAAGUUCGUCUACGAAGAUGUGGCCAUUGCCACGUACCUGCUGAUCCUGUGGGAGGAGGAGCGAGCGGAGAGGGGCGUGGUGGCCAAGCAGUCCUUCGUGGAUCUGGGCUGUGGGAACGGCCUGCUGGCCCACAUCCUCAGCGGCGAGGGGCAUCCGGGCAGAGGGAUCGACGUCCGGAGGAGAAAGAUCUGGGAGCUGUACGGACCACAGACGCGGUUAGAGGAAGCCGCCAUCACGCCGAGCGACGAGACCCUCUUCCCCGGCACGGACUGGCUCAUCGGCAACCACUCCGACGAGCUCACGCCAUGGAUACCUGUCAUUGCGGCCAGGUCCUCCUACGACUGCCGCUUCUUCGUCCUGCCCUGCUGCUUCUUCGACUUCGCCGGCAAGUACUGCCGCCGGCAGAGCCAGAAGACGCAGUACCGGGAGUACCUGGACUUCGUGCAGGAGGUGGGCGUGGCCUGCGGCUUCCACGUGCAGGAAGACUGCCUGAGGAUUCCCUCCACCAAGAGGGUCUGCCUCAUCGGGCGGUCCAGGACCUACCCGGCCGCCGCGGAAGCCGAGCUGGACGAGCAGCGGGCCCGCUACAUCCGUGGCAGGCAGGGCCAGCCCUCCCCGGCUGCCCGCGGCCCUGCUCACCCCGACGGCCACGGAGCCGGGGAGGCGGGAGGGCCCUGGCUGCCUGGAUUCCAGCCCAGAGAGCAGGCCGAGCCUGUGCGUAACUGCGCCGGCCUCCCUCGUGCCUUCCUCGACCGCGUGGUCCUGCAGGUGGCCAGCCUGCUGCUGCGGGGCAGGCCGCUGAGCCCCGGAGGCGCCCGGAGCGGGACUGUGCAAGCCUGGGACAGAGGAGAGAGCCGUGCCCUGGCCGAAGUCGCCCAUGCACUGGACACGGAGACGCUGCAGAGGCUGAAGCGCGAGUGUGGGGGCCUGCAGACGCUGCUGCGGAACAGCCACCAGGUGUUCGAAGUCGUGAACGGCAGGGUGCACUUCCGAGACUGGCGGGAAGAGAGGCCGCAGGAGAGGCGGCCGGAUGCCUACAAGACGCGUACCUGCUGGUUUUUCGCUCACCACCCCGAUGGCUGUGUCCUGCCCGCCCACCGCUGUCCGUUUGCCCACGGGCCCGGGGAGCUGCGGCCAUCCCUGACCCCCAAGAAGAAAAAGCAGCUUUCGUGAGCUGUUUGCUCUGUGUGAGCAGUGGCCUGGCCGGGGCGGCCGAGCCCGGAGCCGUCUCAUCCAGACCGGCUUCCCCGCUCCCCACGCCACCCGGCUCGGCAUGGAAGUGGCUCACGAGCCCUGGAGAUGAGAGGCCGCGGUUCCCGGGACCCCAGGCGGGUGCUGGGCUCGCUAUAAAGGCGGUCUCCUGGAAGUCACUGUGGCCUCUGUCUGAAAGCCAGAGCAGCUGUGUCACACACCUGUCCCACCGUGACGGGCGCCAGUUGGGGAGUGAAGCAGCCGAUGGAAGACCCCCCCCCCCGCCCCGCCUCUCCUACUCUGGCUUUCAAAUAAAUAAAAAUU